AACUUUUAUUGGGUUGGGUACUUUGACUUUUAAUUGAGUAAAAUUGAGACCGUAUCCAUUUUUACACCCCUGCUGAACAGUUUUUGCAUGCAGCAUGCUUUAUUUUCUCACGUUUAAAAGUUUCUAAAAUGCUUUGAACACCGUUCUGACAUGAAGUUCAUUCAGUGUCCACUCUGUCCUAACUGCAAAACGACACGGCUCUUUGUAUCUCUCUCUCACUGAGGGAAGUGGGCGAGGUUUUGCUCACCUCCGGGAUGCUGCUAGACAGCGCUUGAUCGCAUUUGUAGGGUAGGCGUCGUCAGGGGAGCUCCAGAAAGAGAAAAUGCUGCCGGACUGAACGCUCACUUUGUGGUCACACGGACUGCUUUCCUUGAUGGCUGAAACGGAUUCUCGAAGCGAAGUGAAACCGAACUAUGAAGAGAACAUAUGCUGCAAUUAAACCUUUGGAAUAACAUUCGCUUCAGAUUAAAAUGGAAAUGAACAGAAAACCACUUCGUGUUUUAUCUCACACUUUAAAGCAACAUCAUUUUAGCGUGGGGCUGAUGUGUUUGUUUGUUUUGUCUGCUGAAGCUAAUAAAUGCCACGAUACCUACAUGCAUUAUGACGGAUUGGUGAGCUGUGAAGAAAUCAUGCUACCUCUCGAAGUGCCCAGAAGCACCCAAAAAUUAACUUUAUACAGAUACAACAUCUCAGUUUUAACAGAGAGAGCGUUUUCAGCCAAUGGGACCGAUAUGGACUUGCGCGCGCUGUCACUGCAGGACAACAAUAUACAGGUGAUCGAAAGUUGUGCGUUUUGUGGACUCCCACGACUUGUUUCCUUAGAUCUGAGUCACAACCGUUUAAGGGUUGUGUCCCCUGGAGCUUUUUAUGGCUUGGAACAGCUACGUAAUCUUAACCUCAGUAACACCUUAAUGACUUCGGGCGCGGGGCAAUUACCAGUCGCGCUGUCCACGGACAGUUUGUGUAAUCUUCAGAGAUUGGACCUGUCUGGAAACUGUUUGAAGGUAAUUCCUCUUUCUGGGUUUGGCAACCUCAAUUUAACCACAUUAAUGCUGACAGAUAAUUCCAUUGGGACCUUGGAUAAGCAAAAUUUAACAAAAUUAAUCGAAUUCACGGAAAUACGUAUUUACUUAUCAAAGAACCCAUUCGACUGUAAAUGUGACAAAGUGAAGGAGUUUUAUGAUUGGCUGAAGAAUAGCUCCCAAUGCGCAGACUCAAACAGCCUGAAAUGCGCACAACCAGAAAAGAAGAAAAAUACACUCGUGAAGGAUCUAGAAAAGAGGGACAUGGAGUGCCAAAACUUGGAUGCCCGUUCUUAUGUGCUACUCGGCAUUGUGUUGGCCCUCAUUGGAGUUGUGUUCCUCAUGGUGUUGUAUUUGAACAGAAGAGGCAUCAAGAAGUGGCUCAAUAACAUUAGAGAGGCCUGCCGGGAUCAAAUGGAGGUGUAUCAUUACAGAUAUGAACAGGACUCCGAUCCCAGGCUAGCAAACGUUGCCGUUUAAGCGGAACCUGCUGACCAAAUCUCCCUGAGCUGUUUGAUGAAACGCUAUGACAGCGGAACUGGAGUUUGUGGCUUUUAAGUCCACGUAGCUUUAAGACAAGCAUACUCUCAAAAGUUCAUAACAUUAACUUUCAGCAGACAUAGGCCUACACUUUUUAAAUUAACUUUAAGUUUUGGGAAAAUGGAUAUGGAAUUUCAGUAACUCAUCUUGCAUUCAUUGGCAGUUUUCUUUUUUUUUUCUUCUUCUUUCUAAUAAAAUUUGUAAUAGGAAUGCCUCUCCAACCUGUCUGGGACCAGCACUCAAGAGGGCUGGGUUUUUGCUGGUUACAAAAGCCAUUGAGAUGAAUGGGAAUGCUAAUGGGUAGCUUUCUCCAGGUAUUAGAGAUCUCAUUACACGCAAUAGAAGGUAACAACUCAUGUUUCAAAACUGUGAUGUAAAUGGAAGCCUAUUGGGUAUUUUUAAAAAUAUCCUUAGCCAGAAAUUUCUCAUUUCAAUAGGAAAAUUCAUCAAUACAGCUCAUUAAGUGAUUCCGUCGCUUUAAGUGUUAAUUUGUAUUAGAUGCUAUGGGAUGGAAGCAGUCUACCUGUAUAUACAUUUAUCAGUUUAAAAAAUAAUACUAAUACGUUAAUAACAAUUCCAAAUAAUAUAGGAAAGUGCAGGAUAUAUGUAACACUCCUUGCCUUCCUCAAUGCAUUAAAUUAUUGCGUCAAACAGUCCAGUAAUAAAAAUCUGGGUAAAUAUAAGCAAAAAUAUAUAGUAACUUCCCUCAUAAUGCUGAAAAUGGGCAUUAUGUAUUUAAUGAAAUAGGUAAAUGAUCAGCUUUCAAGACAUUAUUUGAAAAUGUUUAAGUGCAUUAGGAUGAAUGUAUAUGCACAAACAUUACAUGCACUACCUGGAGGACUGCUUGAAUUUUGCUGUUUUACCAUAUAUAACCUUGUAUACUGUGCCAAGACACUCUUGGUCUAGAGUGAGAGAAUGAGAUGAGUAUUUUUUUUUUUUGGCAAUGUUUGGAUCUAGACCUUUGUUUGUAUUUAUGCAUAUGGAGAUUUGACUGUACAAAUAUGUGCAAUUCUAACCUUCAUCAACUGUUUGCAUAUUUUGAAUGACUGUUAUGCAGCCCAGAUAACCUUGUGAUGAAAUUACAAUAUAGAGCAGUG
Messenger RNA from Onychostoma macrolepis, 2659 nucleotides. It is a transcript of the gene tpbgl, whose product is annotated as Wnt-activated inhibitory factor 2. The record is from RefSeq and is a predicted model, not a curated record. Gene Ontology annotation, molecular function: protein binding. The transcript has a single exon. NCBI's taxonomy places the organism in Eukaryota, Metazoa, Chordata, Actinopteri, Cypriniformes, Cyprinidae. Bases 471 to 1502 code for a protein of 343 amino acids. Gene Ontology annotation, biological process: negative regulation of canonical Wnt signaling pathway. Gene Ontology annotation, cellular component: plasma membrane.